Messenger RNA from Fusarium falciforme, 1311 nucleotides. RefSeq lists its product as hypothetical. The coding region runs from base 1 to 1311 and encodes 436 amino acids. The transcript is spliced from 3 exons. Gene Ontology annotation, biological process: aerobic respiration; electron transport coupled proton transport; mitochondrial respiratory chain complex I assembly. The record is from RefSeq and is a predicted model, not a curated record. Lineage: Eukaryota; Fungi; Ascomycota; Sordariomycetes; Hypocreales; Nectriaceae. Gene Ontology annotation, molecular function: iron-sulfur cluster binding; NADH dehydrogenase (ubiquinone) activity.
AUGUCGACCGCCAUGUUGCGCCGGGUAUGCCUUGGAGAGCAGAGAGCUGUUCCCAAUGCCUCUUUUAUGUUGACGCGGACUGUCAGCACAAACUCCAAGAAGCCUCCAAGAGUUGAGUUGGCGCUUCAAUCCGAAAAUCAGAAGCCAUCGUCAAUCGCCGAGUACGCAGUAGCCAGCCUCGAUGUUAUCGCAAACUGGGCCAGACAGGGCUCCCUCUGGCCCAUGACAUUCGGCCUAGCCUGCUGCGCAGUCGAGAUGAUGCAGAUCGCCGGCCCACGAUACGACCAGGACGGCUUCGGCUUCAUGUUCCGGGCAUCUCCGCGUCACGCCGACGUUAUGAUAGUAGCCGGGACGGUGACCAACAAGAUGGUCCCGGCCUUGCGGCAGGUGUAUGACCAGAUGGCUGACCCUCGCAUCCAAGACCAAGGCUCUCAUCGAGGAGCAUCUGACGGCUACCUCUACCCCCAAUCAUCUACACCGACCAUCAUCCCUCUCGUUGUGGAAUUGACAUCUCCAAAGUCCAUGUAUGCCUUUGCUCGCGACCUCGCGCAAGCGACCGACCAUCUCGACCACGCCACCCUCAGCGCCGGGAUUCUGUUGGGCUCCUACAGCCAAGUUUCGGAAACAGGCUACGAGACGAGUCUACAAGUCAACGCCAUCUCGCCGAUGCUCAUGUCGCUGCUCAUCAUGCCACUACUUCUUGUUUCUCCUCGGAUCCACAGCGAAUCGGUUACCGACAGACCUCAUCUGACGAUUGUCAGCUUAGGGGGCGCGUGGCUGGUCAAGAAGUCCAGCCUCUCACCAUAUGUGGGCAUUGACCACCCUCUUCGUGAGCUUUCAAAGCAGGAGAAAUUCCCACCUGGAUUGAUGGGAGGGCAGUGGCAUUACUCGCGCACCAAGCUCAUGUGCGAAUACGGCAAGCGACAUCUGGCAAUGCUCCCCUCUCUCAACAACGCGAAAGGGCAGCCAAAGGUGCUGGUGGCCUCUGUCUGUCCAGGCGCCGUAAACUCAGAGCUAUCACGGCAUUCUGCCAACAGCGGUGUACUGGGGGCUAUGGCCCGAGUUGUCAAUGGCACAGUAGAGCGGACGCCUGAUCAGGGCGCGAACAUUUACAUUUCAAGUCUGAACCUGGGGGCCGAGGGACGGGGAGAGAUGUGGACUGACGAUGCCAUCUCCAAGGAUGCGCGCCCCUUUAUCGCGCCUAAUGAACUGAAGCGGUUGAGCGACCAUGUAUGGGAGGAGAUUAAGGAGUUUGCCACCGAGGCAGAUGAGGUGUAUGGAGCUGGUAUUGUAAAGCGGCUUUUGGCAUAG